CCAGCAUCUUUCCCACCACCGAAGUCAGGCUAACUGGCCUGUAAUUCCCCGUUUUCUCUCUCUCGCUCCUUUCUUGAAAAGUGGGAUAACAUUAGCUAUCCUCCAAUCUACAGGAACUGAUCCUGAAACUACUUUCUAGAUCCUGAUCUACAGGAACUGAUCCUGAAACUACUUUCUAGGUCCCUACCUGGUCGGAGAGGCAGCUUUUCUCCGGGCUGCACCGUCGACCCGUCCUCGCGGCCUACCAGCGGGCUUGGAGCGGCGUUUUCCUGUGGGACCGCCCAGCACCUUCGGCUUCGGUGGCGGCACAGCGCUGGAGCGCUACCGCGGAGCGGAGCGGGCGAUGCCUUGCCUGGGUCGCCGCGCUGGAGCUCCGGUGAGCUGAGACCGCCGAGAAUAACAUCGCGGAGCUGCGGGUCUGUGGAGCGGGCAGCUGCGGGUGGCGUCUUUAACAUCGGGAGCCUGGGAUCUCUCGAUGAGAUCGCCAGUGAUGGAGCUCCAACCGUCGCGGCCUUGUCGGCUUCGGAAGCUGCGGUCUCCGGUAAGGAAGCGGCCGUUCCAGGUGUCGCAAGCCGCUGUGAGGACUCUCCCGACGCUGGAGCAACAGCACCCGGCGAGAACGGCCUGGAACAUCGGGCCUCCGUAGAGUCAACUGUGGAGGCCUCAAUUGGCCCGACUAUGGGUGAACUGGGGAUGGGGACUGGACAUUGUGCCUUCCCUCAUAAUGGAAACCAUUGUGGGGGAUGUUGUUAUGUUAAAGAUUCUUAUUGUUCCGUUUCCAAGAUGGCUGCCGGAAGGGAGAGUGAACGCUGGCGCGAUUAGCUGCCGCUGCUCUCUCUUUGAAUUGUGUAUUGUUGAUGUCUUUACUAUUUAUUUAUUUUAUUUUGUUGUUGUUAUUUUUUUGUUUUGUUUCAUCCCGCUUACAUGUUUUGUAAUCUGUUUACUAAAUUUUGUUAGGUGUCAUUGAGAGUCCUUGAAAGGCGCCCAUAAGUAUAAUGUAUUAUUAUUAUUAUUAUUAUUUCUCGCCUAUUGAAAAUUUAUUUCAGUUCCUUUAUCCCCUUAGAUCCCCUGUCCUCCAAUAGAUCCGAAGUACCUGUUCAACUCUUCUGCCAUUUCCUUGUUACCCAUAAUAAUUUCACCCGUGUCUGCCUUCAAGGGACCCACAUUUGACUUUGUUACUCUUUUUCCCUUAACAUAUCUAAGGAAGCUUUUACUGUCCUUCUUUAUAUUCCUGGCCAGCUUCCCCUCAUACUUCAUCUUUUCAGCCCGUAUUGCCCGUUUUGUUUCCUCUCUGUUGUCCUAUGAAAGUUUCCCAAUCCUCUGACUUCUGGCUACUCUUUGCUGUGUUAUGCAUCUUUUCUAUCCCUAACUUCUCUUGUCAGCCACGGUUGCCUCCUACUCCCCGUAGAAUCUUUCUUCCUUCUUGGAAUGAAAUGAUCCUGCGUCUUCCGGAUUAUGCCCAGAAAUUCCUGCCAUUGCUGUUCCACCAUAAUUCCUGCUAAGAUCCCUUUCCAGUCUACCUGGGCCAGCUCCUCUCUCAUGCCUUCAUAGACCCCUUUGUUCAACUGCAUCACUGACACUUCCAAUUUAACCUUCUCCUUCUCAAAUUGCAGAUUAAAACUAAUAUUAUGAUCACUACCUCCAAGUGGUUCCUUUACCUCGAGUUCUCUUAUCAAAUCUGGUUCAUUAGACAACACUAAAUCCAGAAUUGCUUUUUCUCUGGUCGGCUCCAUUACAAGCUGCUCUAAGAAUCCAUCUCGGAGGCACUCUACAAACUCUCUUUCUUGGGAUCCUAAACCAACCUGAUUGUCCCAGUCUACCACAGUGGCAUUACCUUUGUUACAUGCCAGUUUUAACUCCUGCUACAACUUACACCCUACAUCCGGGCUACUAUUUGGGGGUCUUGUAGAUGAAACCUAUAGAGUGAUUUCACGAAAGGUCACUGGAGCGUAGAUCUGCACCCACGUGACCGAAAAUCUCAAGUGGAGGACAUGCUAGACAUCCGGUACAUGUUAGUGGAUGGGAAAACACGCACUUUCCCACCCGUUAAAAACAUAGAAAACGGCCAGGUUUUGAUCUGCAAUUUAUUGUGCCAGUCGGGGUGACCGUGAGGCACAGCUACCUAGAUUUACAGUAAAAAAAAAAGAUAGAAACUAAGGUAAAUUAAAGAGGGAGCUGAAGGUGCCAAUCCAGCGGAAGUGAACAGCGGACAUUUGCCGUGGAGAUUUAAAGGUCCAAAAUAUCGGGAAUUAUCGCGUUUGCGUUUGCUCGCUGAAUUUCAUCAAAAGUAAGGCAUUAUUGCACCCUAUUAGUGUCUUCUUGCCUUUACAAUUCCUCAACUCAAACCACAGUGACUCCACCUCGUCACUCCCUAGUCUUCCUUCGCAAGGGAUUGAAUUCCAUCCCUCACCAGCAGAGCUGCCCACCUGCCUGUCCUUUCUAUAGGAUGUAUAACCCUGAAUAUUGGGAAUGCUGGUAGUGUUUUGGCGCUGUUCUUGUUUUGUAUAUAUUUUUAAGAUUCUGAAUAAAGUUUACUUUUGGGGUAAAAAAAUCUGGGUUCCUGGCCAAGUACUGUACGAUCCUUGACCUUGAAUGCUUCCUCUUUUUUGUGUUGGAAAGGGGCAGAUUUGCAGAGGUAUGAAAAUAUACCUAUGUCGUAAGCUUGAUAUUAUUUUACUACACCAUACAAAAAAAAACCUUUAUGGAUGUCAAUGUUCAAAGACGGAAGUACUUUCAUUUCCAUUGAUUUCCUUUCAAACAAAGGCACGGACUGAAGAACGAUAAGACUAUCUUUGGGUAAGACAGCGCCGCGCCGGGAAUUAUAGCGCGUGUUCUGUGCCCGGCGCCAGGAUUCACCGCUGGAACCUGGUGUGAUCUCCGGGCACCGACCUGACGCCGGAAAACCCGGAGCAAAGGAGCGAGUUGGCAGCUGACCAAAGAGAGCGGCAGGAAAUAACAGGGCAGGCUGACAAGUAGGACCGGCAGCUGCAACACACCCAAAUGGAGCCCGUUCACAGAGAAGACAAACCGAACCCUUUGGCAACGGCCAAUAUCUUCUCCACUGUGUUUUUCUGUUGGCUAAAUCCACUGUUUCGAAUUGGUUAUAAAAGGAGACUAGAAGAAAAUGACCUGUACAAAGUUCUUCCAGAAGAUCAAUCUGAGAGAUUGGGGGAAGAAUUGCAAAGGCACUGGGACAAAGAAGUCCAGAAGGCACAGAAACAAGUUCGAAUUCCCCAUCUAACAAAAGCCAUUCUAAAAUGUUUCUGGAAAUCAUAUAGUAUUUUGGGUGCAUUUACAUUUUUAGAGGAAAUAAUAAGAGUUGUUCAGCCUAUUAUGUUAGGAAAAAUUCUUAAUUAUUUUGAAAGCUACAAUACGGAUGAUACAGAGGCUUAUAAAAUUGCCUUUGGAUAUGCUGCUGGUCUCGCGCUUUGCACGUUGUUUUUGGCAAUUCUACAUCACCUGUAUUUCUUUCAUGUACAAAGGAGUGGAAUGAAACUAAGAAUAGCAAUGUGUCAUAUGAUUUAUAGAAAGGCACUACGUCUAAAUAACGUUGCGCUGACAAAAACGACCACAGGCCAGAUUGUGAACCUGUUGUCCAAUGACGUAAACAAGUUUGAUCAGGUAACCAUAUUUCUACAUUUCCUAUGGGUUGCACCAUUGCAAGCGAUUGCAGUGAUAGCACUACUGUGGUAUGAAAUAGGACCAUCUUGCUUGGCUGGAAUAGCUGUUCUACUUAUCCUAAUGCCAACGCAAACUAUUUUUGGAAAGUGGUUUUCAGUUCUGAGGGGCAAAACUGCAGUGCUGACAGACGACCGAAUUCGAACGAUGAAUGAGGUGAUAUCAGGAAUGCGAAUCAUCAAGAUGUAUGCCUGGGAAAAACCAUUCACAAGUUUGGUUACACAAAUUAGGAAGAAGGAGAUUGCCAAGGUAAUGCAAAGCUCUUACCUGCGUGCGUUGAACAUGGCCUCAUUCUUCAUAGCAAGCAAGAUUAUACUGUUCUUCACGUUCGUGGUCUAUGUGCUGCUUGGCAACACCAUCACAGCAAGCCGUGUGUUUGUCACGGUAUCAUUGUACAGUGCUGUGAGACUCACAGUCACCUUAUUCUUCCCAGCAGCUAUUCAAACUGCUUCUGAGGGAUUGAUCAGCAUAAGAAGGAUAAAGGAAUUUUUGAUCCUUGAAGAAAUAAAAAAACCAAAUGAGGAUGUGAAUAAAAGUGAACACAACUAUUCAGUUCACUUACAUGACAUCACAUGCUAUUGGGAUAAGACAAUGGAAACUCCAUCGCUGCAAAAUAUUAGUUUUUCUGUCAGACCAGGGGAACUUCUGGCUGUGAUUGGACCUGUGGGUGCUGGCAAAUCCUCCAUUCUUGCUGCAAUACUCGGAGAACUUGCAAAAGAAAGUGGUAUCCUGAAUAUUAACGGCAAAAUAGGUUAUUGUGCACAACUGCCGUGGGUAUUUCCUGGUACAGUUCGGAGCAAUAUCCUAUUUGGCAAGGAAUACCAAAAAUCGAAAUAUGAAAAGAUCAUCACAGCCUGUGCACUGAAGAAAGAUCUGGAGUUACUUCAGGAUGGUGAUCUGACCCAAAUUGGAGACCGUGGUGUUACACUCAGUGGAGGACAGAAAGCUAGAGUGAAUUUGGCUAGAUCUGUAUAUCAGGAUGCUGAUAUCUACUUGCUUGAUGAUCCUUUGAGUGCUGUUGAUGCUGAAGUUGGAAAACACCUGUUUGAACAGUGUAUGACAGGAAUUUUGAAACAUAAACCUCGUAUUUUGGUGACCCAUCAACUUCAAUAUCUAAAUGCUGCAAACCAAAUAAUCAUAUUAAAAGAGGGCCGAGUGGUUCAGAGGGGAAAAUUAAAAGAGCUAAUAAAGUCUGGUGUUGAUUUUGCUUCUCUAUUAAAACAACCUGAAGACGAUGAACAUGCAGAUUCUCAACCGGCCACAAAAGUAACAAAGGAACGUACCCUUUCUCAGACCUCAGUUCUGUCAUUGGUAUCUUCUACGCAAUCACAUAAAGAGAGCUCAAUUGAUCUACCAGGAGAGUCUGUACUCUCGGCAGUACCAGAGGAGAGUCGCUCUGAAGGAUCAAUUGGUUUAAAAAUCUAUAAGAAGUACUUUCUGGCAGGAGCUAAUUGCUGUGUCCUAUUUAUUGUCUUCGCUCUCAAUUUGUUUGCGCAGGUUUCCUAUAUCCUUCAGGAUUGGUGGCUAUCUUACUGGGCUACAAACCAAGAAAGGUUGAACACCACACAAGGAACUGGUCCAAAUAAUAUAACCCAGCAACUGGAUAUUAACUUUUAUUUAGGAACAUAUGCAGGUAUAACAAUAGCUGUGAUAAUAUUUGGAAUUACCAGAAGUUUGAUCAUUUUCAAAGUGUUGGUUAAUGCAUCGCAGGAAUUACAUAACAAAAUGUUUACAUCCAUUAUACGAGCACCAGUUUUAUUCUUUGACAGAAAUCCUAUAGGUCGGAUCUUGAAUCGUUUCUCCAAAGAUGUUGGCCACCUGGAUGACCUGCUGCCCUACACGUUCAUGGACUUCGUGCAGACUUUUCUGCAGAUUUUGGGCGUGAUAGCUGUGGCAGUGUCUAUCAUUCCUUGGAUACUUAUUCCAAUCGCUCCACUUGUCAUUGUGUUCUUUUUCCUUCGUUGCUAUUUCUUGGAAACAUCACGUGAUAUUAAACGCAUGGAAACAACUAGUCGAAGUCCAGCCUUUUCCCAUCUAUCUUCAUCCCUUCAAGGACUUUGGACUAUUCGUGCCACAAGGACAGAAAAAACAUUUCAGGCAAAAUUUGAUGAACAUCAAGAUCUUCAUUCAGAAACAUGGUUCCUUUUCCUGUCCACUUCACGGUGGCUUGCUGUUCGGUUGGAUGCUCUUUGUGCUGUUUUUGUCACAUCGGUUGCUUUUAGUUCUAUUGUAAUUGCAAACCAGCUGGAUGCAGGGCAGGUUGGUUUAGCUCUAUCUUAUUCUAUCACGCUAAUGGGCAUGUUCCAGUGGGGAGUACGACAAAGUACUGAAGUUGAAAACCUGAUGACAUCAGUGGAAAGAAUACUGGACUACACUGAACUUGAAAGCGAGGCACCAUGGGAAUCUUACAAGCCCCCACCAAGUGACUGGCCAACCUGCGGCACUGUGAUAUUUGAAGAUGUCAGCUUUGGCUACAGUCCUGAUUGUGAGCCUGUUCUUAAGGACCUGAACCUCACAAUCAGAUCAAAAGAAAAGGUUGGGCUUGUUGGAAGAACAGGUGCUGGAAAGAGUUCACUUAUCUCAGCCUUGUUUCGUCUCGCUGAACCAGAAGGGAAGAUUACGAUUGAUGGCAUUGUGACCUCAGAACUAGGAUUACAAGUUCUGCGAAACAGCAUGUCUAUCAUUCCUCAGGAUCCUGUUCUAUUCACUGGCACUAUGAGAAAGAAUAUAGAUCCUUUUGACGAACAUACUGAUGAAGCACUGUGGAAUGCAUUGGAAGAGGUGCAGCUAAAGGAGGUAGUCGAAGAAUUGCCACAUAAGUUAAUGGCAGAACUAGCUGAAGCCGGUUCCAAUUUUAGCGUUGGACAAAGACAAUUAGUGUGUCUUGCCCGAGCAGUGCUCAGAAAAAGUAAAAUACUUAUCAUCGACGAAGCAACAGCAAAUGUGGAUGCUAGAACGGAUCAGCUAAUUCAACAGACAAUUCGCGAGAAAUUUGAACAGUGCACAGUACUGACAAUUGCACAUCGACUUAACACCAUAAUCGACAGUGACAGAAUUUUGGUGCUGGAUAAAGGAAGAGUUGCAGAGUAUGAGGAACCGUAUAUUCUCCUUGAGAACAAAGAUGGUUUCUUCUAUAAAAUGGUACAACACAUGGGCAAGACUGAAGCAAUUGCUCUGACUAAGAUAGCCAAAGAGGAACACUUGAAAAGGAAGUCUUUAGAAGAAGCACCAACUGACCAAACAGAAGCCAAUGGUUCAGCAGUUUUAAGCCCCAGUAACAUUGUCUUUGAGACUUCACUCUGAGCAGAGGAAAAGGAAAUUGGAGCACCUUUUUUUAACAAUAAAGAAAAAUGCUACUGGAAAGGAUUGUUUGAACUAAAUAAACAUGAGCUACAAAUCAGCAAAUAUUUGCACCAAAAUAAUUUUAAUUUAAUUUUUUUAUUCCUGAGCCUGUUUUUAUUAUAGUUUGCAGCAUUUAGCUGUAUAACAUUUGAAAUUGAGAUUAUACAAAAAAUGUAUUUAUGCUGUCAUCUAAAAUCAAUAUGCCCUUCAAAAAGAUAACGUCAGAUACAAUAAUUACAGGAAAAAAAAUUAAAAGUUUGGGGAAGAAGACAAAUUUCAUCGUUAACAUGGCUGCUUCUUUGUGAUGGACUGAGUAAUCUAUGUCAAGUUUGAAUAGAAUGAAACUACCCUCACUUUGCUUCUGACACGCUCCUCCAAUUGUUUUUGAUGAUAUGAAAAGAUCAAACAGUGAACUUGUAACCCACUCAUUGUUUCUUACCUGGUCCAUUCAGAGUUCUUGCAGACUCUGGAUAUUUCAUUGUUUCUUUAACCUUUUGUCUGCUCUAGUUCUGAGGUUCCGUCAUGAAAUUUGAAAAUAUGAGUAAAGUUUGUAUUUUGCUCAUUAAUUACAGUUUUUCAUAAUCGAUACAACCAAUAAACCAGCUUUGUUUAUUUGCCACAUAACUGAUUCACAGGUCUACAAUUAAAGGUUUGAUUUUAUUUAGUUGAAUAUCAGAAAAUUCAGUAGUUGAAAGGAAACUUUAUACCAUAUCAGUUUUGAAAAUGUCAAUAUAAACUGAAUUUACAAUUCUGAAUACUACUCUUGUAUAUAAUACAGUUGAUUUGUUUAAUCUUCAGCAGCAAUGGCUUACUACAUUUUGAAAUACUCGAUGCCUUAAUAGUUAUAAUAAAAGUUACCAAAGU
Molecule: messenger RNA, 7884 nt
Organism: Leucoraja erinaceus (little skate)
Lineage: Eukaryota; Metazoa; Chordata; Chondrichthyes; Rajiformes; Rajidae
Gene: abcc4
Product: ATP-binding cassette, sub-family C (CFTR/MRP), member 4
Exons: 31
Coding region: 3001-6981 (1326 amino acids)
Biological process (GO): transmembrane transport
Cellular component (GO): plasma membrane
Molecular function (GO): ABC-type transporter activity; ATP hydrolysis activity; ATP binding
Source: RefSeq, a predicted model, not a curated record